AAAUUGGGAUCGAAUUUUUAAUUUAAGAAACAACUGAGGCGAUUAAGGAAAUAUACAAUAUUACGGGGACGGCUGCGAUAUUUACCACAAAAUGUUGGUAUCCCCUCAGGCCUCAGCCUCAGAAAAACAAAUCCAAACUUAAAAAAGAAAAGAAAGGGCGAGAAGCAGAAUAAGAAAUCAAGCAGCAAUGGCGACUCUACCACCUUCAACUCUCCAAACAAUAACAUUCCCAUCUUCACCACGACCGCACCAUCCACUCAAACUCGCCGCGCCUCCCCGCGCCGCCCCAGAAGAACCCUCCUCAUCCGAGCCCGCCUCCUCUGAGCAGGAGGACAGCUUCGAGAACCGCCUCUCGCAAGUCCGCCUCCGGUACCGCAGCGGAUCCGGCAAGAAGGCGGAGGUGCGGAAGAGCCGGAAGGGGAAGAAGACCGGGUCGGGAUCCGGUUCCGGGUCGAGCGUGUUCCUGCCGCCGGUGGCGUUGAAAGAGCCAAAGUCGGAAGGGCUGAAUGUGGAAUUCGGGUUCAGCCCGUAUUCGGAGCGGGUCAAUGGCCGGAUUGCGAUUCUGGGAUUAACGGCUCUGUUUCUGGUGGAGCUAGCGACGGGUCAGGGCGUCAUUAACUAUCACACUCCUUCCAUUAUUUUCAUUCAGGUUUAUUUCGUGGCGGCUGUUUCCGCCAUUUAUGUAAAAUACGAGAAAGAAAAGACCAGUGUAUGGCCACAGUCUGAUGAUGCAUUUUUUGAGGAUUGAAUUGAUUUCAACAAGUUCGAUA
Messenger RNA from Salvia miltiorrhiza (redroot sage), 770 nucleotides. RefSeq lists its product as uncharacterized. The record is from RefSeq and is a predicted model, not a curated record. The transcript has a single exon. Bases 188 to 748 code for a protein of 186 amino acids. NCBI's taxonomy places the organism in Eukaryota, Viridiplantae, Streptophyta, Magnoliopsida, Lamiales, Lamiaceae.